Stegodyphus dumicola is the source of this 3266-nucleotide messenger RNA. RefSeq names its product phosphatidylinositol glycan anchor biosynthesis class O (gene PIG-O). Gene Ontology annotation, molecular function: mannose-ethanolamine phosphotransferase activity. NCBI's taxonomy places the organism in Eukaryota, Metazoa, Arthropoda, Arachnida, Araneae, Eresidae. Gene Ontology annotation, biological process: GPI anchor biosynthetic process. Gene Ontology annotation, cellular component: endoplasmic reticulum membrane. The record is from RefSeq and is a predicted model, not a curated record.
CUUCGGUUAUGGUGCUAAGGAAAGAUAUUCGUGUUUAGUGCAUUUUAAAGUUGUUUUCACGAGAAAAAAAUUUAGUUAUUAGAUAAUUAUAGUAAAUAACUUCCAUAUGUUUACAGAAUCUAAAUAUAGAAAAUAAGAGAUAUGUUGAUCAAACUUUAGCUAUCUUUGCUGUAGUGGAAACAUAAAAAUUAAACCAUUUGAGAAAAUGUAGGUAGGUUCGAAGCGUUAACGAUCAAAAUGAGUUUAAAAAAUAGUGUGUUAGUUCUUUGCAUGUACGUUAUAGGAAUGUGGGUAUUUCUAUCAGGAUAUCUCUUAAAACGUAUUGUUAUCCAUCAGAAUAGCACAUUUGAUAUUAACAUGGAAACUGAAAUUAAAUGUCACGAUAUCACAUCUUUACAUGAGAUUUCCAAGCAUUUUAUUGAGAAGUUACAAGUCAACUCAAUUAAAUCAAAUAAUAAAAACUAUUUGAAAAGAUUUGAUCGUGCUGUUGUAAUUGUUAUUGAUGCGCUUCGUUACGAUUUUGUAAAUAGUGAGAAAUCUUAUGAUAAUACAGCAUAUUAUAGAAAUAAAAUGCCUAUAUUUAAGCAAGUUGUAGAAGAGAGACCGGACCAUGCUAUUCUUCUUCCUCUUAAUGUUGAUCCACCAACAACAACACUGCAGAGACUAAAAGGCUUUACAACUGGCAGUCUUCCAACUUUUAUAGACAUUAGUCUUAAUUUUGCGACUUCGGAAGUGAUAGAAGACAAUAUUAUCCGACAGAUUAAGAUGCAUAAGAAUCAUAUUGCAUUCAUGGGAGAUGAUACCUGGGAAAGCCUGUUUCCUGAUCAUUUUUAUAGAUCAUUUCCAUAUCCAUCUUUUAAUGUUAAGGAUUUGGACACUGUUGAUAAUGGAAUUUUAGAUCAUCUUUAUGAAGAAAUGGAAAAAAAUGAUUCUGAUAUUAUAAUAGCUCACUUUCUUGGUGUUGAUCAUUGUGGUCAUCGAUAUGGACCAAAACAUCCUGAGAUGUCAAGAAAAUUGCUACAAAUGAAUAAUGUUAUUCAGAAAGUUAUUCUGGAAUUGAAAAAUAAUACUCUGUUAAUUGUUCUUGGGGACCAUGGAAUGACAGAAAGUGGAGAUCAUGGUGGUGACAGUGCACAAGAAGUUUCUACAGCAUUGUUUAUAUAUAGUCCUUCCAAAAUCAUAUCUGAUGUACUAGUUCAUAAAAACAUGGCUGUUUCACAAGUGGAUGUAGUUCCUACCAUGUCUUUACUUUUGGGAUUGCCAAUACCUUUUUCUAAUUUAGGCAUUGUGAUACCUGAACUGUUUACUUUGAAUAUGAAGGAAGUGUGUUUCCAUGAAGAUUUAGAUCCAUUGGUAGGUGCUGCUUUAGCACUUGCUGAAAACUGCAUUCAAGUACAAAAGUAUCUUCAAGCCUACAGUACUGUUUUUGGGGAACUGCCUGAUGCAUUUGUAGCAUUAGCUGUAGAGCAGCUGAAAAACAUAUCCAUGUUAUGGCAAAAAAUUUCAGAUAAUGUAAAUCACAGUAAAAAUAUUCUGUCUGAAAUUUGUGCAUCCUACACAAAAUAUUUAUAUUAUGUCCGAAAUGUGUGUGAAAAGAAAUGGGCUACUUUUAACUUUGAACUAAUAACAUUAGGUACAAUUAUAUUAUGUUUCACUUUGGCUUUUAACUGUUGGAUUGCAGAGCAAUUAAGUUUCAAAUAUUUUUUAUUCAUUUUUUGCACAAUAUUAUUUUUUUCUCUAUUAUUAACAUUAUAUAUUUUCAGUAAAAUAAGCAUCUGGCUUGUUAUUACUGUAAUUAUGUUAUAUUUAUUAGUAAUGUAUUAUAAGUUACUUAUUGGAGAAUUGCUUCAUUUUUGUCUAAAACUAUCUAAUGUUCCGUUUUUAAUAUGUACACUGUUCUUUUUUGCUAGCUUUUCUAAUAGUUUUGUUAUAAAUGAAGAUCGUGUUUUAUUGUAUUUUCUGCAAUCAGCUAUAUUGUACACAUUUUGCCCCUGCAUUGUAGAAUGCAUAAAAUAUCUUUUUCCAAAUCCUGCUAAUAAAACUAAAACUGGGAAGAAAAACCAGAAAGUGACAUUCAAAUUCAUAUUGCAACCUGUUUUUCUGUCAUGCCUUAUGGCAUGCGUUAGACUUGGUUCAAUGUUUUAUAAAUGUCGAGAAGAGCAAACGCAAUGUGUGAACUAUGAUAUUAUAAUUUCUUUAGAGAAACUGCAUCAUAAUGAGUCAUACAAAUUAUCAAGACUUUUAUUAUCAUUAAUAUCUCUGAUAAUUCCUGUAGCAAUAUUUCUUCAAAUAAUAUCUAGCAAAUUUCCAUCAAAAUCUCUUACAGUAUCAGCAGUUUGUAUAAAAUAUGGAAUUUUUUUUGUAUGUGUGUGCACUUCACUUCGAUGGUGGCUUAACAUUGUACCCUUAGAAGCAGUGGACAGAAUACUCCAAGGGAAUGAAGUUGUCCUCACACGUGCUGCUUCAUUGACUGUAAUAAUCAUGUUAACAAUUAUUGGUUUGUUUCCAAUGCUAUCUGAGAAACCAUGGGAAAUCUCAUCAAAAGACGUUUAUUUUGGAAGCCUUGGAUCUUUGUUUUUUGUUGUUUUACAGCUGUUGUAUUUGACUGCAGGAGAUGCAAUAGCACCCGCAAUUGCAUUAAUGUAUUUUUCUACAUUACUGUGUUUCCUUCUUAAUGAUACCUCUUUUAGUAAUUCAGGACCUCAAACAAAAUCUCAGAUCUGGAUGAAUGCAAUUAUUUGGAGCCUAUUGGCACGCCACUGGUUUUAUGCAACAGCUCACCAAGCAACCUUUACUUCAAUUCAGUGGGAUGCAGCUUUUCUAUUAAAUCAUAAGGAGAUCUACAGUUAUACAUUAUCUGGAGCUCUAGUUAUUCUAAAUACAUUUUCUUCGUACAUUUUACACGGUUUAACACUGCCAGUACUUUUGAUAUUGUCACAGCCAUCAACAUUUACCAAAAAAUUGCUUUAUAGAUUUCAUAUGAAAUAUUUAUGUUGCUGGGGAGUAAAGCUCAUAGGAACAGUGAUUGCUUCAAUCAUCUUGCGACGUCACUUGAUGGUAUGGAAGAUAUUUUCGCCAAAAUUACUGUUUGAAGUUUUGGGAAUGAUCAUCACUAUGAUUUCUUCCUUACUCAGUUGCUGUUUUAUAGCUAAGGUUUCAGCUCAGUAUCAUAAACUCAUCAGAAUGAAUCUUAGCCAUAUGUUUUCUUCUGAAGAUCAAUAGAUUAAUUGAAUUAUAUUUUGAAAUAAAGUUAUUUUUAAAUUAUA